Messenger RNA from Guillardia theta CCMP2712, 894 nucleotides. RefSeq lists its product as hypothetical. The record is from RefSeq and is a predicted model, not a curated record. The coding region runs from base 1 to 894 and encodes 297 amino acids. Gene Ontology annotation, molecular function: ATP hydrolysis activity; ATP binding. The transcript is spliced from 10 exons. NCBI's taxonomy places the organism in Eukaryota, Cryptophyceae, Pyrenomonadales, Geminigeraceae.
AUGUACCAGGCGGAGAAGGUUCUCGACGAGGUGGUUGACCGAAGAGCUGGAACGAGCUUCAAACAGAUUGCAGGGUUGGAGGGCACCAAGCAAGUUCUUCAGGAAGCAUUGGUCUUUCCUUCCCUUCGACCGGAUCUCUUCAAGGGCAUCCGAGCUCCUCCAAGAGGGGUUCUUCUCUUCGGCCCUCCCGGGAAUGGGAAGACGUUGCUGGCCAAGGCUGUUGCCAGUGAAAUGAACUGUACAUUCUUUCACCUGUCCACCUCCUUGAUUCGACAGAAGUAUGUUGGAGAUUCGGAGAAGGUUGUUAGAACCGUUUUUACGCUGGCAGAGCACAUGCAGCCUUCCGUCAUAUUCUUUGACGAAGUAGAUGGUAUCUUCCUGGCAAGAAGGGAAAAUGAUGCAUCGUGGGUCAGAAGCCUGCAAAGUGAAUUACUCACUCGGAUGGAUGGAUUGGAAACAAACCACGACGGUCGGUUGCUUGUGAUCGCAGCUACAAACCGACCACAGGAGCUUGACGAGGCUGCCAUCCGUCGCUUCACUAGGAGGUUUUAUAUCCCGCUACCAGACAUGGAGGCUCGCUUGGAGAUCAUGAACAGAUCGCUGCAGAAGGCUGAAGUCGUGGGGCAGGAUUUGGAGGUGGACCUGAAAGAGACAAACCUCCAACAAGUAGCAGAGAAGAUGGAAGGGUACACCGGCAGUGACGUCACGGUGCUGUGCAAGGAGGCAGCGAUGGGGCCGAUCAGAGAUCUGUUUGCGCGGGGCUCUGAGCAGGCGUUGAGAGAGGAAGCACGAGCCAUCACUGCUUGCGACUUUGAAUAUGCAUUCAAACGAACCCGUCCAAGUGUGUCCAAGAAGUUCCUUCAGGUGAUCAUCCCUUCCUUACGCAAGCUUUAG